Molecule: messenger RNA, 1840 nt
Organism: Gekko japonicus
Lineage: Eukaryota; Metazoa; Chordata; Lepidosauria; Squamata; Gekkonidae
Gene: KBTBD13
Product: kelch repeat and BTB (POZ) domain containing 13
Exons: 1
Coding region: 118-1479 (453 amino acids)
Molecular function (GO): protein binding
Source: RefSeq, a predicted model, not a curated record
AAGGCAGAAGCGGCACGGACAUCCCCCGAAGGGCACGCUGGUCUCCGCUUGCGUUCCCGCUGGCAGACCAAGGAACAGAAGGAGACCCCGGCAACCCAUCCGGCCCUCGGCUUGACCAUGCAGUCGCACCUUACGGAGCGGGUGCAGGUCCAGGUAGAAGAAGAGGUCUUCUUUGUGGACAAAGCUCUUCUGGUGGAACACAGCGAAUACUUCCGCGCCCUCUUCCAGUCCGGCAUGAAAGAGAGCACGCAGAAAGAGAUCCGGAUCCGGGAUCUGAGCGCCACGGGUUUCCUCAUCAUGUUGAAAAUCCUAGAGGGGGGUUACCCUACGCUGGGCUGCGAGGAGAACCUCCGGGCGGUGGAGUGCGCCGCCUUCCUGCAGGUCAAGGCCAUGGCUCGAUAUCUGAUCAGCUCCAUCAAUUCUGAUAACUGCAUCAUCCUGUACCAAGCGGCGGCCAUGUUUGGACUUCUGGAUCUCUUCCACAGUGCCGCGCUGUACAUAAGGGACAGUUAUUCUGACCUAGAAGAGUACCUGGACUGCCUCUCUUCAGAACUUCUGGAUUACGUCGAGUCCCUUAUCCCCAGCACCUUUGUGGCCGUGGGAGCCCACACGCCCACUUUUGAGUUCUUGGAGGACCUCUCGCGAACCAUCUGCUACCUGGACGAGGAGAGCAACACCUGGAGGACGCUCUCCUGUUUACCGCUGAGGGCCAGCACCUUCCUCGCCGGCAUGGCCAUGACGGAUAACAAGAUUUACAUUGUGGGCGGGGUCCACGGUUACAACAAGCAAAUCGUGGACCACAGCUUCUGCUACGACGCCACGACGGACACCUGGAGCGAGUUCUCCAGCCCUCAGCAGCUCCGCUACGAUGUCACGCUGAUGGCCCACGGAGACGACCUGUACGCCAUCGGUGGGGAGUUUGAGAAGACCCCGCUGAAGUCGGUGGAGAAGUUCAACAUGUCCACCAACGCUUGGAGUUUCGUCUCUGACCUGCCCCAGCCAACAGCUGCAGCCCCCUGCGCCCAAGCGAUGGGGCGCAUCUUUGUUUGCUUAUGGAAGCCCCUGGACACCACCAUCAUCUAUGAAUACGAGCAUCGGAAGGACGAAUGGCUUCCCGUCUCAACCCUCAACAGGCCUCAGAGCUACGGCCAUUGUAUGGUGGCCCACAGGGACAAUCUCUACAUCAUGAGGAACGGGCCCUUUGACGACUUCCUGCGGUGCGUGAUUGACUGUUUCAACCUCACCACUAAGCAAUGGACAUCUUUGCCGGGGCAGUACAUGAACAGCAAAGGGGCCCUUUUCACGGCUGUCGUCAAGGGGGACACGGUUUACACCGUCAACAAGAUGCUAACGCUGCUGUACAGCAUAGACGAGAAUACGUGGAAAUUCAAAAAGGAGAAGGCUGGAUUUCCAAGAAGCGGUUCUCUUCAGACUUUCCUUCUCCGGCUUCCGAGAACCGAUCACAGCAUUGCGACUUAAGCUCUCCGGAUCGUUCUCGCGUAUAGAGACGUCUGACUUCUCAUCCAUGGACAAGACGCUCAUGGUUUCUCUUUCCUUUCCUAGGGCUCCAGAGGUACAGCAAAAAUUUGACCCUGGUUUGGACAGAUUCUCCUUGUGGCUUCUGAGACAGCAGAACCUCGAAAAGAGGUGGCUUCGGGGUGACCCCCAGUGCAGUGUUUGCAAGACCUGAUGUUCUGACUCCUGUGAACAGGUUCCUAGUUCUGUGGGUCUCGAACAAUGGUCAUUCCACGCGUGUGUUUUUUUACUUGAACUAGUAGGUGUUCCGGGAAGGAAGGUGUCACGGUAUCGCCCGAUCUCAUCAGAUCUCGGAAGCUCGGCA